AUGGCUCUGUGCAGUGGGAAUGGUUCCGUGCCGGUGCUUAUACCAGGGAUGACUCUGUGCAUGCAGGUGCAUAUAGUGGGAAUGGAUCUAAUAGCAUCCCACGUGCUACCUUCCCUGCAACCACUGUCGCACAAGUUCCAAGCUGCUGGGCGAGAGGACAUUGAUGUGCGCAUGCUGGGUUCGGGGCGGCCGUUUCGGCUGGAGCUCAAAGGGGCGAGGCGAGUGCCUACUGCUGAGGAGCUAGGGAGGAUAGAACAGGAGAUUAACGAGCAGGAGAGGGGCAAGGUGGGCGUGUGUCAACUGCAGCUGGCAGAUUCACGCGUGUGUGCGCUGAUGCGACAGGGGGAGGCAGAGAAGCAGAAAUCCUACGUGGCAGUGGUGUGGAUCGCUCGACCAAUCACACAAGCUGACGUGGCAAAACUGGAGAGCAUAAAGGACCUGUUUUUUUAG
Molecule: messenger RNA, 450 nt
Organism: Closterium sp. Yama58-4
Lineage: Eukaryota; Viridiplantae; Streptophyta; Zygnematophyceae; Desmidiales; Closteriaceae
Source: the annotation of a GenBank genome assembly